Messenger RNA from Oryzias melastigma (Indian medaka), 2563 nucleotides. RefSeq names its product yippee-like 2b (gene ypel2b). Bases 335 to 694 code for a protein of 119 amino acids. NCBI's taxonomy places the organism in Eukaryota, Metazoa, Chordata, Actinopteri, Beloniformes, Adrianichthyidae. The record is from RefSeq and is a predicted model, not a curated record. The transcript has 5 exons.
GCGGCUCUCUGUCUGCGUCCGUCCGUCUGUCUCUCUGAAAACUCCUCUGCUCCGCUGCGCGUCAAAACAUUGCGUCUCUGCAGGAGUCUGCAGGCCGGACAGGAGAGCACAUUUCCUGGGGGAGGAAUGCGAGAGGAAAUUUUGGAUUGGCACAGCUUCGAGAAGACCGAGGAGGCGCGACACUUCUGCGUGGAACCCCGCUUUUUCUUCAUCUCAAAGGUGUUCACCUCCCAACCCACCGCCCACCACGGCCCUCACCUGUGUGUUGCGGUGCUUCCCCUGUGAGCCGACCUGGGCUGGCAGUCCCUUCUUGCACCGCCCGCCAACUCCGCCCAUGGUCAGAAUGACGCGCUCCAAAACUUUUCAGGCGUAUCUGCCGAACUGCCACCGGACCUACAGCUGCAUCCACUGCCGGGCUCACCUGGCCAACCACGACGAGCUCAUCUCAAAGUCGUUCCAGGGGAGCCAAGGCAGAGCCUACCUGUUCAACUCAGUGGUGAAUGUUGGGUGUGGUCCUGCAGAGGAGAGAGUUCUGCUGACAGGUCUGCAUGCUGUGGCAGAUAUCUACUGUGAGAACUGCAAGACCACGCUGGGCUGGAAAUAUGAACACGCUUUCGAGAGCAGUCAGAAAUAUAAAGAGGGGAAGUUCAUCAUCGAGCUGGCCCACAUGAUCAAGGACAACGGCUGGGACUGAGCUCUCCUGCCGACCGCGGGCGGGGAAGAACUGGGGGUGGGAGUUGGGUGGGGGAGUGGCCGUGUGUGGUGGGUGAGUGUGUGACUUUGGUUUGGCCGAUUUACCAUUAACCUCUGUAACUUACUGCCCAUCCCUCCCCGGCGCCCCUCCCGACAAACGCAGACACAAACACACAUCCGCAGUUUGACGGAUAGACGAGGUCGGCUUGUUCACAGCUAGCAGGGCUAGCGGGACUGUGUGAUUUUUGAGUUUUAUUUUUCUGAUCUUAGAAAUUGAACUCCCAAACAAGACUCCUCUGCAGCAACACGAGUCCUCUAAAUAUGGCGGAUAGCUCUGCCUCGUCUAAUGCGAUGAUUAGCAGACUGUUGGGUCAGUCCCUGGAUCUCUUGCCAGAAGGAGAGCAGUUGGUGUCGGUUGGAGGGCUGAUGAGCGUUCGCUCCUUCCCCAGCAUGAAUGAGAUGACUUAAGAUGAUUACAACAAAUCCAGCUGAUCGGGUCCUUGCCAGCUGGACCAGAGAGGAGGCCCGGCCGGCGGCCGAAGGGGUCAAGCGCAGUGGGGCGUGGUGGAUGCAGGGUGAAAUCCCUAUCCUGUUUUCUUCUGGCAUCGAUUGAUUCUGGCUAAAAAUCGGAUCUGUGAUUUGUUUGGAUAGCAGGACCGACGCCGGGAUUUCAGGCUGGGCUAAAGCUUGCUGGGAGUUUUCCUGUGAAUGUCCUUCUGAGGAUGUUGGCAGAGGUGAUGCUUUUGUCACACGUCCUCACAGUUCAGACGUUAGCUGUCAGCUUUUGGGGUAAACACACAAACUAGCCCUGCUGCCAUGCAAGUGGCUGUUUCAGAGAUCCUAAAAUAGUGGCUCAGGUACGAGUAGACAAAGUAAAACGCCAAGACCGCAGCAGUCUGUACUGUGGACUAUCUGGCAUCCAGCUGCUGUUGCCCUGAUCUUUCAGUAAGAUCUUCCAUAAUACACUUUAGUCUGCCAGCUUACUAAAUAUGCAUUAUUCUCCUUUAAGGGGGCAAUAUUGGAGUUGAGGUUACAGGAAGGAAGGCCCUGCUCAGGUACAUUGACGCUAACUUUUCUUUGCUGAGGCUGGAAUCCUACUGAUUGAGGUGGAUAUGUGGGUAUUUUACGUGAAUCUUCAUCCCAUCCAGAUUCAGUGUUAAUGCAUGCAAAAUUCAAAAGCACCGUCCGACCGGUUUUUGUGCGGCGUUCCUGUGAAAAGUGUGUUGCAGUGAAACUUGUGCUGUGAUGCAAAAUCUGCUCAGUUUCAUCUCAGCCCGUCAUCUUUGCAGCGACGCGGAGCGUUCAGGUCGGCGGCCAUCCUGCUACAAAGACGGGAGAUUUAACACAGUCUCCUGAGCCCUCUCCACUCUAACAGUUAACUGUGAUCAGUGCGUUAAGCCCAGCACAACCAAAGAGCCCGCCGUCAACGAUAAACUGCCCGAGCUGAAGAUUUCAUUUUACGAAAUACUGCGAAACCAGAGGCGAGAUCGGAGCAAAGUGUGGGGACAGCCUUUCUCUGUGAUAUAUAUAUAAAUAUAUAUAUGAUGCAUUACUAUUUUGUAAAGAAAACACCCUAAUAUAUAAAUAUAUUCUAUUUACUGUAUCAUUCUGAAGGUUACCAUGUUUGUCCACUUGUGUGUUACGGACUGUAAAUAGUGUUAAUGUAUUGUGUUUUAUCAAUGGUCCAUAAGAUGAUGAAUGAAUAUGAUUUCGGUCAUGUCAUGCUUUCUCACUGGUACCAUGCAUUUGGCUGUAAAAUACUACUUUUUUACUGGAAUAUUUCAAUUUUAACGUCUUUUGUAAAGGAGGAUGCUGAUAUUGACUGUAUAUCAUUGGAUCUUCAUGGAAUAAAAGGCACCUUAAUAUCCGA